Messenger RNA from Sinocyclocheilus rhinocerous, 2696 nucleotides. Its product is annotated as inactive dipeptidyl peptidase 10-like. The transcript is spliced from 23 exons. The record is from RefSeq and is a predicted model, not a curated record. NCBI's taxonomy places the organism in Eukaryota, Metazoa, Chordata, Actinopteri, Cypriniformes, Cyprinidae. Gene Ontology annotation, molecular function: serine-type peptidase activity. The coding region runs from base 91 to 2268 and encodes 725 amino acids. Gene Ontology annotation, biological process: regulation of potassium ion transmembrane transport; proteolysis. Gene Ontology annotation, cellular component: voltage-gated potassium channel complex; plasma membrane.
AACUUGCAGCACGAACUCAAACAAGGCUCUGAAGUGCUGGAAGAGCAGUGAACUGCAUUAGAAGCUGGAUCUGUGCUGAAUCCUGCAAACAUGAUUGCCUCCACACAGCAGAACAUGACAACGGAGCUGCAGGACCUCGGAAGCACGGGAGGACCUCCUCGGAAUUGGAAGGGAAUUGGGAUCGCCAUGGUGGUCAUCUUGGGGGUCAUGUCUCUGGUCACCCUCUCAAUUUUUCUGCUCACACCUGACGAGUCUCACCUCCUGCUGCUGUCUCGUCUCACUCUGGAGAACCUGGAGAGCGAGGAUUUCAGAGUUCAUGACCCAUGUGCGACGUGGCUAAAUGAGAACGAGGUGUCACUUUGCACACGGGAGGGUCACGUUUUAAUCCACAGUCUCAGCACCAAUCUAACCACCACGCUAUUGGACAACAGCACCCUGGAUCUGAAGUCCAUGAGGUUCCAGGUUUCAGCUGAUAAGAAGUUCAUCCUGAUGGCUUAUAAUAUCCAACAUGUAUUCUCACAGUCCUUCACAGCAUCCUUUGCAAUCUUCACAGUGGCCAGCGGGGAGAUUACAGACCUCACCCCAUCAGAGGAGGAUACAUCUGUACUUCAGUAUGCAGCAUGGGGACCUCAAGGGAACCAGUUGGUCUCUGUCUUUGAAAAUGACAUCUACUACAAGCCAGAUGUUUUUAGCAAAGCGAUGCGUCUGACAGCCACGGGCAGAAACGGAAUGGUGGUUAAUGGACUGUCUGAUUGGACCUAUGAGGAGGAGAUACUGCUGAAAUACCCUGCGUUCUGGUGGGCAAAAGACGGCGCGCGCCUGGCAUAUCUGUCUAUUAACAACUCAGCAACUCCUUUUAUGGAAAUUCAUCACUUCCUGGGCGGGAUCUACCCUUCUAAUUUCCUCUACCCGUAUCCGAAGGCGGGUUCCAGAAUCCCAUCAGCCAGUCUGUUUGUGGUGAAUUUAUAUGGUCCAGCACACACAUUAGAGAUGAUUCCUCCAGACUCCCACAACAGCAGAGAUAGCUACAUCUCUAUGGUGAGCUGGAUAAGCAGCACGCGUCUGACUGUGCGCUGGUUAAACCGGGCCCAGAACCAGUCUGUGCUGUGUGUGUGUGAGGCUACGACAGGAGCCUGCUCAGAGAGGCACCAAAUGGCGAUGGACUUCUGGCACAACAACCAGCAGCAGGAGGAGCCGUUGUUCACAGCAGAUGCUUCCCUGUUUUACCUCAUCCUGCCUGCCAAGCAAGGGGCCCGUGGGGAGUUUCUCCACAUCGCCAGCCUCCCCGCUCAGACUUCCACUCCUUCUGUUUCUCCUCGCUUUCUAACAUCAGGGAACUGGGAUGUAACCUCACUGUGCGCCCUUGACGAGGAGAACGAUAAAAUCUAUUUUCUGAGUACGGAGGAGUCGCGGCAGAGCAGACACUUAUACAGCGUGGAGCUCGGAGGAGUGUUUCAUCGCCAGUGUCUGACAUGCAACCUGUUUGAGCGAUGCAGCUUCUUUAAAGCAGACUUCAGUCCCAAUCAGACAUACUUUACCCUCUAUUGCUUGGGCCCAGGUGUCCCAAAGGUAACCAUUCACAGCACAAGUGACCCUUCCAGAUACACAGUGGUGGAAGACAACAGCCUCCUCGCUAUGUCUCUUGAAACCAAGAGGCUCUCGGAGACGGUUUUCCAGACGCUUUCUUCUGACAACAGCGACCUAGAUCUGAAGAUGUCCCUGCCUCCUGGGUAUGAGGGAAACCUACACUCUCUCCUUAUUAUCAUUCUUCAGUUGCAGAGCUCUGACAUCAGCUUUCUUUUGUCCUCACAGGGAUUCGGUGGCUAUUUAGGUUUGAAGAUGUUGACGGCAACCGAUCAGAUGUUCAAAUGUGCCGCUGUCAUGGCUCCCAUCACAGACUUCAAGCUCUAUAGUGCUGCUUUCUCAGAGAGAUAUCUAGGCCUUCCAGCUAAAGAGGAGCAUUCGUACACGGCUGCAUCUUUGUUGGAUGACAUUCACAAGCUAAAAGAUGAAAACUUCCUCCUCAUACACGGGACUGCAGAUGCACGGGUACAUUUCCAACACAGCGCUGAGUUGUUGAGUCGUCUGGUGAAGGUAGAGGCCAACUACACCCUUCAGCUGUACCCAGAUGAAGGUCACUCCUUAAGAGAAGAGCGGAGCAACCAACACCUGCACCGUACACUCCUUCACUACUUCCAAAACUGCCUCAAAUACGACCCCUUCCUCAACAUAGAGGAGGAAGAGGAGGACGACGAAGAGGAAGAAUGAUCUCUUCCACUGUGUCCGCUCUCGGUCCUCAGAGGUGCCCAGUACUGGUGUCUAACUUCAGGAUGCGUUAUUUCACCAAAGGAAAAAAUGAGCAAAAUGGAGAUCAAGAGGACCAAAUUCACCAGCUAUUUUGACUCAAUUUUGGGAUUUUUUUUUUUUUUUUUCAGACUGCAACCGUCAAUGUUUCCUGAGCGUCCAGGAAGAUGAAAUACAACUGCUCUGGUUCAUACAGUUUUCAAGGAAAUCACGCACAGUAUAAUGUCUAAAGGACCCCAUGCAAUCAACAUCUUAAGUCAGUUUAUGUGUAAAAUGGGUAAAAGAUGCAUGUUGAUCAGUCUUGAUAUUGCAGCGCCACCCUGUGUUCAAAGAUGGGAAAAAUACCAGUGGUUUACAGAUUCAGUGUUGUUAUUGUUUACUAAAACUAUUUU